CUACACGGUAUAACUGUCGAGUCUUUACAGUCAGGAGGCUCAUCAUCGUCAUCGACCAUUGUUACUUCUCAAAAAGUUCGCCAGAAGCUUGUAAUCACAUAAUAUCUUGCUCUAUAGGCAACAAAGGCCGGAAAACAGCUAGCCCCAUGCGCCUUGGCUCACAGCCCGAGAAUCGCUGUUUUCCCAAUUGUAGCCCGAUCACAUCGGAAUACAAAAAGCGCGGAGUGUGGUAGCUACAAUCGUGAGAAUGUCAGAAUUAGGGUCAGAAACGCAGCUUGACCACGGCGCCGCCAUUAUAUAUGAGUACCACCGGAUGCACAUGGCAAUCCAUGGCCCGGUUGAUGCUGUAUUUUGCCUCUGCAGCCUUGACGUUAGAGUUGCUGAGCGCGCGGCAGAACUCUUUCUCAGUGGCUUUGGCAAAUUCCUCAUCUUCUCUGGAGGAUCUGGCAAGUUGACACAAGGCCGCUUCGAUAAACCAGAAGCCGUGAUGUUCGCGGAACGAGCUCGCGCAAUGGGGGUUAAUCCCGAGCAGAUCAUCGUUGAGCCGUUGUCCACGAACACAGGCGAGAAUGUUCGGUUUACAUGGAAGCUUUUAGAAGAGAUGUCAUUGCGUCUUAAUUCCUUUGUUCUCGUUCAGAAGCCGUACAUGGAAAGGCGGACUUAUGCCACAUUCAAGAAGCAGUGGCCAGACGAGUCAACUAUGAUUAUUGUCACAUCACCUCAGCUUGCAUGGGAUGACUAUCCUGACAACGACAACCCGCGAGAUCUGGUUACAAAUAUUAUGGUUGGAGAUUUGAUUCGUAUCCGAGAUUACCCCAAAAUGGGCUUUCAGAUAUAUCAAGAGAUACCUGCUGAGGUCAUGGAAGUGGCUGAGCGUCUUAUAGCUAGAGGAUACAGUCAUCACCUGCCAUGACUGUCGAACCAAUGACACCCACGUCUACAGUCCACCGAGAAACCUUGGGUAAGAGUUUAAGACUGAAUAGAUAUGCCGACUAUUUACGCCGCGGUAGUACUGACGCAAGCCAUUGGUCAUCCCCUAAUUGACCAAUUGUUGUUCUUGAGAACAUUUCCUACUUAAUUAAUCGACCAUGUAGGGCUCACAAAGCCCUAAAUUGGUA
Truncatella angustata is the source of this 1118-nucleotide messenger RNA. RefSeq names its product DUF218 domain-containing protein. The record is from RefSeq and is a predicted model, not a curated record. The transcript has a single exon. Lineage: Eukaryota; Fungi; Ascomycota; Sordariomycetes; Amphisphaeriales; Sporocadaceae. Bases 248 to 913 code for a protein of 221 amino acids. Gene Ontology annotation, cellular component: plasma membrane.